Molecule: messenger RNA, 1392 nt
Organism: Penicillium olsonii
Lineage: Eukaryota; Fungi; Ascomycota; Eurotiomycetes; Eurotiales; Aspergillaceae
Source: the annotation of a GenBank genome assembly
AUGGAAUUUCGGGAUCGGAGUUACUGUGACCGCCUAGGCUUCCCCCAUGUUAUACUUGUACUCUCCGCACCAGCUAACCUCCUCUUUUUCUGGGCAAGCUGUUGUUACAGUGAUGCAAUCAUGACUUUUUUCUUUCAGGGAUCCCUUCAGGAGGGAAUUACUGCCGCUGUCAGCGAAACCAAAGCUGUCACUUGUUUCGUCCGAGAUGAGGAAGAAUUGAGUUCUGCAUGGGAAGACGCCUAUUUUGGGGAUAAUGAAGUUGCGCAAGCACUCAACGCCAAAGCGGUUGUACUGCGCUUGACCGCAGGGUCUCAGGAAGCCGGGUUCCUAGCUUCAUUCUGUCCAGUCUCGAAGUUUCCUACUGUUGUCCUCAUCAAGAAUGGCACUUUGAAGGAGUACAUCGGGCCAGAUAUCUCAAUAGAUGACUUCCGCAGUCGAUUGAUUGCGGCUUUGGACGACCAAGUGUCACCCACACCCACAUCAGAGUCAGUGAGCAAUAGUGCUCCUCAGAUCUCAUCAACUGCUACUGCACCUGUGCCAGACACACAGCCCUCGCCCAAGGUGGAAACAAAGGCCAACCAAUCUACUCAAUUCACAAAACAGCCAGAUCAAGCUCCAGUCAAGAGUCAGAAGCAGCCUGCAAAGACUUUGCCCAAAGACACGAAAUCAUCAAAUACGAUAGGCUCUAAACCACAGAGUGGACCCAAAGAACCCAAACUUGAUAAGGGCAAAGCACCAAUGGGAGUCAAGAAACCUGCAAGCGCUACGAAGACUACAGCUCCUGCUAUGGAACCAGAGCCUAAACCAAAGGUCCCUCGAGGACCACCAUCUGAAUACCGGUUGCAGGUGCGCCUAUUCGAUGGAAGGUCGGUUCGGUCCAGCUUCGCACCUACCCAAAGUAUCAGAAAUGAUGUCCGACCGUGGCUUGACCAGCAGAUGGAAGAAGACAACCGACCAUACAACCUCAAGCAUAUUGUGAACCCACUCCCUAGUCAAACACUAUCUGUGUCCCAGGAGUCUCAACAUCUUCGGGACCUGGGUAUCGGCUCUACGGCAAACCUAGUGAUGGUCCCUGUGUCUACUUACACUGAGGCUUACUCCGCCGCAGGCAGUCUACCUGUCCGUGGUAUCUCUGCUGUCUACAACCUGGCAUCUUCCGCCGCCACCACCGCGACAGGUCUGGUUGGCUCAUUCCUGGGAUAUGGCUCAAGUGCGACGGUGCCUGAAUCUACAUCCCCAUCUGAAGCAUCCAAUGCUACCCAGCGUCCCCGGCCCUCGGGGCCUAACAUUAGAACGCUGAGGGAUCAGCAAGAUGCACGUGGGAAUAGCCAACUUUACAAUGGUAAUCAGUUGAACUUUGAACCGCGAAAGAAGCAGGACAAGGAGAAAUGA